Messenger RNA from Nycticebus coucang (slow loris), 2145 nucleotides. It is a transcript of the gene HYCC1, whose product is annotated as hyccin PI4KA lipid kinase complex subunit 1. The transcript has 11 exons. Gene Ontology annotation, biological process: protein localization to plasma membrane; phosphatidylinositol phosphate biosynthetic process. Bases 275 to 1840 code for a protein of 521 amino acids. Gene Ontology annotation, cellular component: plasma membrane. The record is from RefSeq and is a predicted model, not a curated record. NCBI's taxonomy places the organism in Eukaryota, Metazoa, Chordata, Mammalia, Primates, Lorisidae.
UGGUUGGCUGCCUGAGGACGGGUCCCUGGUGGUGCCGGUCAGAGUGGUUGGCGGCAGUGGCUGCUCCUCGGGCUGGGCUGUCAGUCAGUGAGAGGAGGAGGAAGAUGGCUCGCCGGGACCCGUUCUGCUAGUAAGAAGGGGGGCAGGUGGUGCUGCUACUCAGGAGAAAGCCGAGCAGCCGCCGUUGCUGUCGCUGCGAGCCGCCCAAGUCGAGGUUCUGCAGGUGGAGCUCCGGCAGCCUCUCUGGUUGAAGGUUUAGCACCGAUGUGGAAAGAUGUUCACUUCAGAGAAAGGGGUUGUUGAGGAAUGGUUGUCAGAGUUUAAGACGCUACCAGAAACAUCUUUACCAAGUUAUGCCACAAAUUUGAAAGACAAGAGUUCUUUAGUAUCAUCUCUCUAUAAAGUUAUCCAGGAGCCACAAAGUGAGUUGCUAGAACCUGUAUGUCACCAGCUCUUUGAGUUCUAUCGUAGUGGAGAGGAACAGCUGCUUCGAUUUACACUGCAGUUUCUCCCAGAACUGAUUUGGUGCUACCUUGCUGUCUCAGCCAGCAGAAAUGUGCAUCGCAGUGGAUGCAUUGAAGCUCUUCUUCUAGGAGUUUACAAUUUGGAAAUAGUUGACAAACAAGGACAUAGCAAAGUACUGAGUUUUACAAUUCCCUCUUUGUCCAAACCAUCUGUAUAUCAUGAACCUUCCAGCAUUGGGUCCAUGGCUCUGACCGAGAGUGCACUAUCGCAGCAUGGUCUAUCAAAAGUUGUGUACAGUGGACCUCAUCCUCAAAGGGAGAUGCUGACAGCACAGAAUAGGUUUGAAGUGCUGACAUUCCUUUUGUUGUGUUACAACGCUGCCUUAACCUAUAUGCCCAGUGUUUCUCUUCAAUCACUGUGUCAAAUUUGUUCAAGAAUCUGUGUUUGUGGAUAUCCUCGACAACAUGUAAGAAAAUAUAAAAGUAUAAGUAGCAGGAUUCCAGUUUCUUCAGGAUUCAUGGUGCAAAUGUUAACAGGAAUUUAUUUUGCCUUUUAUAAUGGAGAAUGGGAUUUAGCUCAAAAAGCAUUGGAUGAUAUUAUAUAUAGAGCCCAGCUAGAGUUAUAUCCAGAGCCAUUGCUGGUUGCUAAUGCUAUAAAGGCUUCAUUGCCUCAUGGUGCCAUGAAAUCUAGUAAGGAAGGUACAAGGUGCAUUCAAGUUGAAAUCACACCAACUUCCUCUAGAAUAUCAAGAAAUGCAGUUACCAGCAUGUCAAUAAGAGGACAUAGGUGGAAAAGACAUGGAAAUACAGAAUUAACAGGUCAAGAAGAACUGAUGGAAAUAUCUGAAGUUGACGAGGGAUUUUAUUCCAGGGCUGCGUCUAGUACCAGCCAGUCGGGUUUAUCAAAUAGUAGUCACAAUUGUAGUAACAAGACAAGUGUAGGAAAGAACCAGAGACGGUCAGGAGGAAGCAAAACUGGAGGAAAAGAGAAAGAAACUAGAGGGGAAUCUUGCAAAGAUCACUUUGCUCGAAAACAAACUCAGAGAGCCCAAAGUGAGAAUCUUGAGCUUCUCUCUUUGAAGAGACUUACUUUAACAACCAGCCAAUCCCUACCUAAGCCUAGUAGCCAUGGUUUGGCUAAGACCGCGGCGACUGUAUUUAGUAAAUCCUUUGAACAAGUCAGCGGUGUCACAGUCCCAUACAAUCCAUCAUCUGCUGUUGGUUGUGGGACUGGGACAGAUGCCAAUAGGUUUUCCGCUUGUAGCCUCCAAGAAGAAAAGCUUAUUUAUGUUUCAGAAAGAACGGAACUUCUAAUGAAGCAUCAAUCAGGUCAGCAGAGACCUCCUAGUAUUAGCAUUACUCUAUCCACAGAUUAAUUUGUAAACUAUUUUUCUCCCAUAACCAGUGAAUCUGAAAAUACGACUUUGCUUCUUUAUGAAAGUUCCCUGAGUCUUUUUCAUCCAUGUCCCUGACUGGAGCUCUGAUGUCUUAAAUUCUGAAGGCUCCUCUGACUUUAUGAAGGAAUAAUGUCUAGGUUGCACUAAGUUAAAAUAUGGUUUUGUUAUUUCUUUGGUUGUGAUUUUUCCCCCCUUGGUUUGAGUUUUUUUCUUUUUUUCUUUUUUAAUUGUUACUGUUGCCCUUAGAUUAUCAGUGUAACAAUAAAUUUUGGCAGGUUAUCUAA